GAGGCUCGACCUGUUGACUGCUCUCGUGCUCGCCCUGCCUGCCUGGCACCGUGUGUGUGUGUGUGCACACGUGGGCUUGCCAACUCCGAUCCGAUUCCACUUUAAGAAGGCGGAAACCUCCCGCGCUCCUCAGUCUGUUGAUUACACGGCCUCGGGUGGCACAUGGUAGCGCGCGCCUCGUGAAUCCGUCCCAACAUGGCGAAACCGUAUGGCGCUCCUCUCGGCGAACACGCGCACUAAACACAAGACUCUACGGCGCAGUUUGGACGCGAUCACCACCCCGGAGCCUCUUGUUCUACUGUCAUCGGUGCUUGGACUGUUCUUGAGCCAUAGUGGCACCGCGGACGGAGAGGGGCGGAUAAAUGCGGCAACACACGCGCCGCUCUGACCGCCUCAGCGCCGAACGCAGUGAGUGAGUGAGUGAGUGCGUGUCCCGGGAGCCGCGCGCGGGGCUGGAUUUGAGAGCGAUUCCGAGCAGCAGAGCAGAGAGAAGCUCCCUCUGGACCGCGCGAGGGAAGAAGAAGAAGAACAGGGCGAUACGGUGAGAUGGGCUAAGCGGCAGCUGCUGACGAAGACACCUUACCGUAGGCGUGCGUCCGAGCCGCGGUGGAUCCGCGGGAUGGCCGCGUCCAGUAACUCCAGUCUCUCCGGAUCCUCUCUCUCCUCCGAUCAAGAAGAUUUCCAGCCACCCAUAUGGAAGUCCUACUUGUACCAGCUACAGCAGGAAGCUCCUCGCCCCAAGAGGAUCACCUGUGCACAGGAGCUGGAGAGUCGACCCCGGCACUACGGCAGAGAGUUUCAUGGAAUGAUCUCUAGGGAGUGUGCGGACCAGCUGCUUGGUGGGGCAGAGGGGGCGUAUCUGAUCCGGGAGAGCAAGAGGCAGCCUGGGAGCUACACGCUAGCCCUGAGAUUUGGUAAUCAGACUCUGAACUACCGACUGUUUUAUGACGGGAAGCACUUUGUGGGUGAGAAGCGGUUUGAGUCGGUGCACGACCUGGUGACGGACGGCCUGAUCACGCUCCACAUCGAGAGUAACGCCGCGGCGUACAUCGCCCGCAUGACCACCAACCCCAUCUACCAGCACCUGGCCUGCAGCGCCCUCCUGCGGAGCCACCGCACCACACACAGGCUGGGCCCGGCACACACACCACCCAAACGGGUCACCUUCCAGCAGGAGGACAAGGUUAGGCCACAGGCACGAACAUCCUCCUCCUCCUCCUCCUCCUCCUCCUCGUCCUCCUCCUGCUCGUCCUCCUGCUCCCAGCUGAUGGAGUGUGUGAGGAGGUGUGAGCCAGCGGAGGAGCGGAUGGGUCCUGCCACAGGGGCGGGGGUUGGGGGUCUGGCCGUGCCCCCGCGGGCCAAGCGCUGCUGGCGCAGACGUCAGGAGCUGCUGACCCUUGCCCUGGGGGUGCGUGUGGGCAGCAGUCAGGGGUCGUUGCUAUGGAAACCACUAAAGCUGCUGGCAUGUCCACAGGUGGCGUGCGUGCUGAAGGACGGCGCCGACAAACACUGCAGCUACGACAAGGUGCACAACUUCAAGGUUCAUACCUUUAGAGGACCUCACUGGUGUGAGUACUGCGCCAACUUCAUGUGGGGACUGAUUGCCCAGGGUGUCCGCUGUUCAGACUGCGGUCUAAACGUCCAUAAGCAGUGCUCUAAGCUGGUGCCCAGUGACUGCCAGCCAGACUUGCGGCGGAUCAAGAAGGUGUUCAGCUGUGACCUCACCACGCUGGUCAAGGCCCACAACACCCCACGCCCCAUGGUGCUGGACAUGUGCAUCCGGGAGAUAGAGCACAGAGGGCUGACGUCAGAGGGUUUAUACAGAGUUUCUGGUUUCACUGACCACAUAGAAGACGUCAAAUUGGCUUUUGACCGAGAUGGAGAUCGAGCGGACAUCAGUGACAGUUCUUACGCUGAUAUUAAUAUCAUUGCUGGAGCUCUGAAGCUCUACCUGAGAGCCCUGCCGAUCCCCGUCAUCACCUACGACCUGUACAACACCUUCAUCCAGGCAGCGAAGGUUCCUGACCCUGAGGCACGGUUAGAGGCCAUCCAUGAGUCCCUGCUGCAGCUCCCUCCUGCUCACUACGAGACGCUCCGAUACCUGAUGAUGCACCUCAAGAGGGUGACCAUGCACGAGAAGGACAACUUUAUGAACGCUGAGAAUCUGGGGAUCGUCUUUGGACCCACGCUGAUGCACCCGCCCGACCAGAACACCCUGGCGUCGCUCAACGACAUGCGCUACCAGAAGGUCAUCAUACAGCUCCUGAUCGAGCAGGAGGACGUCCUGUUCUAACUCCACAAGAGGACGUCCUCUUCUAACUCCACAGGAGGACAUGCUGUUUUAUCCUGACUCGGCUGAACACGAGGACGUGUUUCUUUCAGCUGAACAUGAACAUAUCUUGCUUUAACUCAACACAACAGUGUGUGUGUGUGUGUGUGUGUGUGUGUGUGUGUG
This is a messenger RNA of Clupea harengus (Atlantic herring), 2455 nucleotides long. RefSeq names its product chimerin 2 (gene chn2). The transcript is spliced from 13 exons. Bases 620 to 2293 code for a protein of 557 amino acids. Gene Ontology annotation, molecular function: GTPase activator activity. Gene Ontology annotation, biological process: positive regulation of GTPase activity; signal transduction. The record is from RefSeq and is a predicted model, not a curated record. Lineage: Eukaryota; Metazoa; Chordata; Actinopteri; Clupeiformes; Clupeidae.